Messenger RNA from Argiope bruennichi, 1206 nucleotides. RefSeq lists its product as uncharacterized. The record is from RefSeq and is a predicted model, not a curated record. Lineage: Eukaryota; Metazoa; Arthropoda; Arachnida; Araneae; Araneidae. Bases 142 to 1161 code for a protein of 339 amino acids. The transcript has 10 exons.
CAAAAGCGUGAAAAACGAUUUCGGAAUUUUACUCUGGGUGGAUCGUAGUAUCAUCGAUGGAUAGGGAUAUUGCGGGUGGAAUUGUUUUUGGAUCAAGAUCAUGUAUUUCUGUUCUGUGAACUACCCACCAUCCACGAAACAAUGACGGAUACAAACACAGACGAGAAGAAGUCGGCCAUGGCCAUGAGUCAGAGCCCCGGCGACCGAAGCCACUCCCGCAACAAAUCCGUGCAGUGGGCGGACUGGGAGUUGAAAGAUGUGAUGGAAUUCACUGAGGAGACCAGUGCGCAAGCCGUCAUCGAUGAGUACUCGCAAACAGAACUCGAUAUAAACAAUAAGGACGAUCCCUUAUCAUUACUAAACACUCUUGUACAAACAUCAGUAGAAAUCAGCUCUCUAGCGUCCCGGGGUUCUCGCAGUCCGUCCCUUGUCACCUGCACGACUAUGGAGGAAGAAGACGAGAAGCGCGCCGCCCUGGUGGACCUUAUCACCCACCUAGAGGACACGGCAGCCUUGCUUAGGGAGUACCUGACACCCAUCAAAGCCGAAUCUUUCAGCAGUUCCAACAUCGCCUCCUUUGAGCAAACCACUUUCUUGCUCAAAUACCAACUUGUACUGGUUGGCUUCACUCAGCUAAUUAGCAUCUUAUUACUUUCACUAUUCGAUCAUUUGUUGGAGAAAGUCCACGACACAGGAUAUAGUGCGUUGACCAUUUCCUGCAUGGUUAUUCUGCAGAUACUAAAUAUGGUGUUGGUGGCCUUUGCAACAGCUGUCCUCUCAAAGCAAAUGUUGAUGUCCAAAGUAGAAGGCACAUUAAUGGCCCAGACAUAUCUGGCAACAGUCAUUACCAUGGCUGGCUUAUACUUCAUGAUUUAUCGAAUUGACCCUGAGAGCUGGGAUUUUGGCUCUACAGACAAAGCUAAAGAAUAUAUAGCUGUAGGUCAAUUCAUCAAAAUGCUGUACUUGUCAGUUUCUGCUGCAACUCUGUGUGGAGCUGCUAAUAUACAACCAAAUUCUUGGUAUGUGACUUUAAUACUUUGUUUCCAGAGUUUAGUGAAUUUUGUCUACUUUGCAUCAAUUUUAGCACAGACCAUAGGAAAUUAUCACAGUUACACAGUUCAAGUUCGUAGAUCCAGAUCUAUGACUCAUCUGAACUCAUGAGCAUCAUCCAAUUUUGUAUUAUGUAAAUAAAGUUAUUUAUUACUG